This is a messenger RNA of Hemiscyllium ocellatum (epaulette shark), 6552 nucleotides long. RefSeq names its product calcium channel, voltage-dependent, L type, alpha 1C subunit (gene cacna1c). The transcript has 48 exons. The record is from RefSeq and is a predicted model, not a curated record. Gene Ontology annotation, molecular function: high voltage-gated calcium channel activity. Gene Ontology annotation, biological process: calcium ion import across plasma membrane. Gene Ontology annotation, cellular component: membrane; voltage-gated calcium channel complex. Lineage: Eukaryota; Metazoa; Chordata; Chondrichthyes; Orectolobiformes; Hemiscylliidae. Bases 94 to 6546 code for a protein of 2150 amino acids.
GGAGGUAUAGAGGAUCAGUUACUUGCGUUUUAUUGUAAUAAUGGGGAUCAGGUAAUCGCCGUUCGUGGAACAAAAAAAAAUUGGCAUAUUUAAAUGGUGAAUGAAAAGGAGAGGAUGUAUAUUCCCGAGGAAAACCAUCAAGGCGCCAACUAUGGUAGCAGCCGAACUGUAUUUGCCCAUGGCCUUCCAAAUGCCAGGACGGACGGUCUGGCACCAGAGCACAUCCCAAGUCCUGGAGCUGCCUUGUCGUGGCAAGCAGCCAUCGACGCAGCCAGACAAGCCAAAGCCGCUGCGAUGAUGGGCAACAAUAUGGUCUCUACGGUCAACUCAACUCAAAGGAAAAGGCAACAGUAUAGCAAGCAGAAAAAACAAGCAAACGCCGCGACCACACGUCCACCACGGGCUCUCUUCUGCUUGACACUCAAAAACCCUCUGAGGCGAGCAUGUAUCAAUAUUGUCGAAUGGAAGCCCUUCGAAAUAAUUAUUCUGCUAACUAUUUUCGCUAAUUGUGUGGCCUUAGCCGUCUAUAUACCUUUCCCAGAGGACGACUCGAAUGCAACCAAUUCCAAUCUGGAACGGGUGGAAUAUCUCUUUCUCAUCAUUUUCACAGUGGAAGCAUUUUUGAAAGUAAUAGCUUAUGGGCUUCUGUUUCACCCUAAUGCGUACCUCAGGAAUGGCUGGAAUUUACUAGAUUUCAUUAUAGUGGUUGUAGGGCUUUUUAGUGCUAUUUUAGAACAAGCAACCAAAGCAGAGGGAAUUAACCCAAUUGGAGGUAAAGCUGCUGGAUUUGAUGUCAAAGCUCUAAGAGCAUUCAGAGUCCUACGACCAUUACGCCUAGUGUCUGGUGUUCCUAGCCUCCAGGUGGUGUUAAAUUCAAUCAUCAAGGCCAUGGUCCCAUUGCUACACAUUGCUUUGUUGGUGCUGUUUGUAAUUAUCAUCUAUGCCAUUAUAGGAUUAGAACUCUUUAUGGGCAAAAUGCACAAAACCUGCUUAUUUAAUGAAACAGAUUCAGUUGCUGAAGAGGAACCUGCACCCUGUAGCUUAAAUAUUGGACAUGGUCGUCGAUGUUCAAAUGGCACACUGUGCAAAAGUGGAUGGGUUGGCCCCAAUGAUGGAAUCACUAACUUCGAUAACUUUGCGUUUGCUAUGUUAACCGUAUUUCAGUGCAUCACCAUGGAGGGGUGGACUGAUGUCUUGUACUGGAUGCAGGAUGCCAUGGGCUAUGAGCUACCGUGGGUCUAUUUUGUGAGUCUGGUCAUCUUUGGAUCCUUCUUUGUUCUCAACCUGGUUCUUGGUGUGUUAAGCGGAGAGUUUUCCAAAGAAAGGGAGAAGGCCAAAGCUCGAGGUGAUUUUCAAAAGUUGAGGGAGAAACAACAGUUAGAGGAAGAUCUCAAAGGCUACCUGGAUUGGAUUACCCAAGCUGAAGAUAUAGAUCCAGAGAAUGAAGAUGAGGGAAUGGAUGAAGAUAAACCUAGAAAUCUGAGCAUGCCCACUAGUGAAACUGAGUCUGUGAAUCAUGAGAAUGUGGCUGGAGCAGAAUUGGAAGAUUUGAACUGCUGCACAAAAGUUGGGCAUCGAAUUUCCAAGUCCAAGUUCAGUCGAUAUUGGCGAAGAUGGAACCGAUUUUGCAGGAGAAAAUGUAGAGCUGGAGUGAAAUCUAGUGUGUUUUAUUGGCUUGUAAUAUUUCUUGUUUUCCUCAACACCCUCACUAUUGCCUCCGAACACUACAACCAGCCUGAAUGGCUUACCCUAGUUCAAGACACUGCAAACAAAGUCCUUUUGGCACUUUUCACUGGCGAAAUGCUACUCAAGAUGUACAGCCUUGGACUUCAAGCUUAUUUUGUAUCACUUUUUAACCGCUUUGACUGUUUCAUUGUCUGUGGGGGAAUCCUUGAGACUAUUCUAGUGGAGACCAAAAUUAUGUCCCCACUUGGUAUUUCAGUGCUUCGCUGUGUGCGACUUCUGAGAAUAUUUAAAAUUACAAGAUAUUGGAAUUCCUUGAGUAACUUGGUUGCUUCCCUCUUGAAUUCAGUUCGAUCAAUUGCAUCUUUGUUGCUGCUCCUGUUCCUUUUUAUUAUAAUUUUUUCACUCUUGGGAAUGCAACUUUUUGGAGGAAAGUUUAACUUUGAUGAGAUGGAAACAAAACGGAGUACAUUUGAUAACUUUCCUCAGUCCCUUCUCACUGUCUUCCAGAUUCUUACAGGUGAAGACUGGAAUUCAGUGAUGUAUGAUGGCAUAAGGGCAUAUGGAGGGCCAUCAUUCCCUGGAAUGCUGGUUUGUAUUUACUUCAUCAUCCUAUUCAUCUGUGGGAACUAUAUACUAUUAAAUGUAUUCUUGGCCAUCGCUGUAGACAAUCUGGCUGACGCUGAAAGUUUGACUUCUGCCCAGAAGGAGGAGGAAGAAGAGAAAGAACGCAGAAAGCUAGCAAGGAACUCUAGCCCAGAAAAAUCAACUGAUAAUGAAAAGCAACCAAUAGAUGAGGAGAAGAAAUUGGAGAAAAUUGAACUAAAGACGAUCACUGCAGAUGGAGAUGUGCCUCCUGCUACAAAGAUUGAAUUGGAAGACUAUCAGGUUGAGGACAACGAGGAGAAGAAUCCUUAUCCUACCAAUGAAUUCCCAGGAGAUGAAGAUGACGAGGAACCAGAAAUGCCUGUAGGACCACGUCCUCGGCCACUCUCUGAACUGCAUAUAAAAGAGAAGGCUGUUCCCAUGCCCGAUGCCAGUGCAUUCUUUGUCUUCAGUACUACAAACAGAUUCCGGGUACUGUGCCACAGGAUCGUCAAUGACAACAUUUUUACAAAUCUCAUUUUGUUCUUCAUCCUCAUGAGUAGUAUUUCUUUGGCAGCAGAAGAUCCUGUCCACCAGAACACAAGAAGAAACCAAGUGCUUACCUAUGCAGAUUAUGUCUUCACUAGUAUCUUCACAGUAGAGAUCAUAUUAAAGAUGACCGCCUAUGGUGCAUUCAUUCACAAAGGCUCCUUCUGCAGGAAUUAUUUCAACAUACUUGACCUGGUUGUGGUUAGCGUCUCUCUCAUAUCGUUUGGAAUGGACUCCAGCGCAAUAGCAGUAGUAAAGAUUCUAAGAGUGCUGCGAGUAUUAAGACCUUUGAGAGCCAUUAACAGAGCAAAGGGAUUGAAGCACGUUGUUCAAUGUGUGUUUGUGGCCCUGAGAACCAUUGGUAAUAUUGUGAUAGUCACCACAUUACUACAGUUCAUGUUUGCUUGUAUUGGUGUGCAGCUCUUCAAGGGGAAACUCUACACAUGCUCAGAUGGAUCCAAACAAAGAGAGUUUGAAUGCAAAGGGCAGUAUAUUUUGUACAAAGAUGGAGAUGUAAAUCAGCCAAUGAUAAGAGAUCGAAAAUGGGAGAAUAGUGAAUUCAACUUUGACGAUGUCCCCUCUGCAAUGAUGGCUCUAUUCACUGUCUCAACCUUUGAAGGAUGGCCACAGUUGCUUUAUCGAGCCAUCGAUUCUCAUACAGAGGAUGCAGGUCCAAUUUACAACUACAGAGUGGAGAUAUCAAUCUUCUUCAUCAUCUAUAUCAUCGUUAUUGCUUUCUUCAUGAUGAAUAUUUUUGUAGGUUUUGUCAUCGUCACAUUUCAGGAGCAGGGGGAACAGGAAUACAAAAACUGUGAACUGGAUAAAAAUCAGCGUCAGUGUGUUGAAUAUGCCUUGAAGGCUCGGCCUCUUCGGCGGUAUAUCCCGAAGAAUACUUACCAGUACAAAGUGUGGUAUGUGGUAAAUUCCACCUACUUCGAAUACCUGAUGUUUGUCUUGAUCCUCCUGAAUACAAUCUGCUUGGCUAUGCAGCACUAUGGCCAAUCACAGACAUUUGGUCAAGCCAUGGAUGUCCUUAAUAUGCUCUUCACCGGGCUGUUCACGGUUGAAAUGAUUUUGAAGUUAAUUGCAUUCAAGCCCAGAGGUUACUUUAGUGAUCCCUGGAAUGUUUUUGACUUCCUCAUCGUAAUUGGCAGCAUAAUAGACGUCAUUCUGAGUGAGAUCAAUCCAGCUGAGAACACCCCAUCCACAUCCACUCCUAUGGUACUCCAGAAUUCAGAUGAAAACUCAAGGAUUUCCAUUACGUUCUUCCGUCUAUUUCGGGUGAUGCGUUUGGUGAAGCUAUUAAGUCGAGGUGAGGGAAUCCGAACAUUGCUAUGGACAUUCAUCAAAUCAUUUCAGGCACUGCCAUACGUUGCUCUUCUAAUUGUUAUGCUGUUCUUCAUCUAUGCUGUGAUUGGAAUGCAAGUGUUUGGUAAGAUUGCCAUGAUUGAUGGGACUCAAAUCAACAGGAACAACAAUUUUCAAACCUUCCCACAGGCUGUUCUGUUGCUCUUCAGAUGUGCUACAGGUGAGGCCUGGCAGGAGAUCAUGUUAUCUUGUCUCCCAGGAAGACAUUGUGAAAAAGAGCCAACACGUCAUGAAACAGAGCUUAACUGUGGAACUUAUUUUGCUUUCUUCUACUUUGUUAGUUUCUACAUGCUGUGUGCCUUCUUGAUUAUCAACCUCUUUGUAGCUGUAAUCAUGGAUAAUUUUGAUUAUUUAACCCGUGAUUGGUCUAUUCUUGGUCCACAUCAUCUGGAUGAAUUUAAGAGAAUCUGGGCUGAGUACGAUCCUGAGGCCAAGGGUCGCAUCAAGCACUUAGAUGUGGUUACUCUCCUGAGAAGGAUACAACCGCCUUUGGGAUUUGGCAAGUUGUGUCCACAUAGAGUGGCCUGCAAACGCUUGGUAUCCAUGAAUAUGCCUUUAAACAGUGAUGGCACAGUCAUGUUCAAUGCAACUCUCUUUGCAUUGGUUCGCACUGCAUUAAGGAUCAAAACUGAAGGUAAUUUGGAACAAGCAAACGAAGAACUUCGAGCAAUUAUUAAAAAAAUCUGGAAACGUACAAGCAUGAAAUUGUUGGAUCAGGUCGUGCCACCAGCAGGAGAUGAUGAAGUUACUGUUGGAAAAUUCUAUGCUACAUUCUUAAUCCAGGAUUACUUCAGAAAAUUCAAAAAGCGCAAAGAACAAGGCAUUGUUGGGAAAGCAGUGCAGAAAAAUGCAUUGUCUCUACAGGCAGGUCUGCGUACCUUACAUGACAUUGGCCCUGAGAUUCGUCGUGCAAUAUCUGGGGACCUGACAGCAGAAGAAGAACUGGAAAAAGCGAUGAAAGAGGCUGCUUCAGCUGCCUCAGAAGAUGACAUUUUCAGGAGGGCUGGUGGUUUAUUUGGGAACCAUGUUGGCUAUUAUCCAAGUGAUUGUAGAGGCUCCUUUCCACAAACGUUCACCACACAGCGUCCUUUGCACCUCAAUAAAUCAGGGACUUCUCAAGUUGAAGUAGAAUCACCAUCACAUGAGAAACUGGUUGAUUCAACCUUCACUCCAAGCAGCUAUUCAUCAUCUGGGUCAAAUGCCAAUAUCAACAAUGCCAAUAAUACUGCAAUAUCCAGAUUCCCAAUUCCAGUCAACUACCAAAGCACUGUCAGCACAGUGGAUGGUCAUAGCAAUUCACUGACUUCAGCACUUAUAUUGCAAGGCACAACAUGGAGGAUCAAUCCCAAAAGGACUCGGUAUUAUGAAACACUGGUACGUUCAGACUCUGAAGAUAGCAGUUUGCCAAUUAUUCAGCGAGAGGAAGCAUAUCCUGAUGAAAUUUAUGAUGAGAACUUCAAUGAAGAUCCCAAUUGCCGUAGUGAGGACAGCAUACUUUCUUCACAGCUGAAUUCAUAUAAAGAGCAUGAUGAAAAACAGCUCACUCCACCGGUGGAUUGCUGUGAGGCAAGUGAUAAAAAGACCCUGUCUCCUUCAAAGGGACUUCUUUCAGCAACAUCAUUAGGGAGAAGAUCAUCAUUUCACCUGGAGUGCCUAAAGAGACAGAAGAAUCAGGGCUUGGAAGUUCCUGGCACAACUCCACUCUCUCAGAGGACAGCAUUCCCACUGCAUUUAAUUCAGCAGCAGGCAUUGGCUGUUGCAGGACUAAAUCCACUGCUGAGGAGAAGCCAUUCUCCAACACAAUUUUCCAGAGUGUGCGCCACCCCUCCAACAACUCCAUGUAGUAGAAGGAGAUUGCAACAUCGUAUUCCAACAUUAUUUCUUGAUGGCGUUGAAUCCUACGAGAAACUAAACAGCAGCCUUCCAUCAGUAAACUGUAGCUCAUGGAAUUCUGACAACUCAACUGGAAAUAACAAAAAAACCAGGCCAGUCUCUCUGAAUGUACCUUACCCUUUCAGGGAAACCGGAACGGACUUUCAUGGCAGUGCUAGUAGUUUAGUUGGGGCGGUCCUGAUCUCGGAAGGACUUGGUCGAUAUGCACAAGACCCAAAAUUUGUUGCUGCAACAGCCCAUGAAAUUGCAGAUGCUUGCGAUAUGACAAUCGAGGAGAUGGAAAAUGCAGCAGGCAACUUACUUAAUGGCAAAGCUAAGGGUAGCCCAAAUGGUAAUCUGUUACCCUUUGUGAACUGCAGAGACUACCAGCAACAGGAUAUUGUGCAAGAUUGCACAGAAGAAGGGCAGGACUGUGAAAAAAGUGAUAAGCAAUUUGCAGAUGAGAUGAUUUAUGUAAGCACCCUGUAGUAUAAG